This is a messenger RNA of Sceloporus undulatus (fence lizard), 9585 nucleotides long. It is a transcript of the gene MXRA5, whose product is annotated as matrix remodeling associated 5. The coding region runs from base 111 to 8516 and encodes 2801 amino acids. Gene Ontology annotation, molecular function: protein binding. The record is from RefSeq and is a predicted model, not a curated record. The transcript is spliced from 7 exons. Lineage: Eukaryota; Metazoa; Chordata; Lepidosauria; Squamata; Phrynosomatidae. Gene Ontology annotation, cellular component: extracellular region.
GGAGAGAGAGAGAGAGAGAGAGCCCCGCGGGAGGAUGCCUUGCCCAGGACGGGGAUGCCCAGCUCGCCCUGAAGGCAGAGCCCUUGCCCAAGCACAGGAGGUACAGUGAAAUGAAGAAAUCUGAGAAGAUGUCCAAGCAACCAAAUUUGGGGACGCUAUCCGUGGUGCUGAUUCUCUCUCUGGGGCUUCCAGAAGUCUCCCUUGCAUGUCCUCGUCCAUGUGCCUGUUAUGUUCCCACUGAAGUUCACUGCACAUUUCGGUCCCUAACAGCUGUGCCAACAAGCAUCUCCAAGCAUGUGGAACGAAUCAAUCUGGGGUUUAAUAGCAUCCAGACUAUAUCUGAAAACUCAUUUGCAGGACUAGCAAAGCUGGAAUUGCUCAUGAUUCAUGGAAAUGACAUCCAAAAUAUACCCAACGGUGCCUUAAAGGAUCUGACAUCAUUACAGGUAUUCAAGAUAAGCUACAAUAAGCUGCAGGGUAUAACUGGUCAGACUCUCCAAGGGCUUUCCAGCUUAAUGAGAUUGCACAUGGACCACAAUCGCAUUGAAUUCAUCCACCCAAAUGCUUUUAAUGGAUUAACUUCCCUCCGACUUCUCCAUUUGGAAGGAAACUUGCUCCAGCAGCUUCACCCCAACACAUUUUCUACCUUUCUGGUCCUUGAUUACUUCAGGCUGUCAACAAUAAAGCAUCUCUACUUGUCUGAAAAUGCUCUCCGAACACUGCCUGUGGGCAUUUUCCAAAAAAUGCCACUCCUAGAGAAUGUUUACCUUCAUGGAAACCCCUGGUCCUGCGAUUGUAGGUUGAAAUGGCUUCUUGAAUGGAAUGAAAAGUCUACAGGUGUCCUCAAGUGUAAAAAAGACAAAGCUUAUGAAGAAGGCCAAUUUUGCCCUAAGUGUAGCUUUCCUAAGCAAUUCCAGAAACAAGAUAUUCAAAAUGUAAAAGAUAUUUCUUGCACAAAGCCUGUCUUACAAUCCUCACUCAAACAGACCAUCAGCCCCAAGGAAGAGGAGCAGGAAGAUGACAUCUCUCACCUUCCCAUGGAAGAAUUCCAGCUGUCUCCUUGGAACAUUACCUUGAACCUAACCGAUGAGCAUGGAAACUUAGUGAAUCUGAAUUGUGAAAUCAAAAAACCAACUGACUCCACCAAAAUUCAGUGGAACCAGGUCUCUCCUCAUGAAAUUGAAGUCAACACUACCAUUUCCCUGGAUCUGGAAUGCCUCAUGAGCCGAGACAACUAUGAAAAAUUGUGGAAGCUUAUUGCUUAUUACAGUGAAGUGCCUGUCAAGUUAGAAAGGGAAUAUGUACUCAGCUAUGAGCCAAAAUUAAGCUAUCAUUACAAGCAAGGUUCUGAUUAUGAUGCCCUUUACUACACAGGUGUCAAAGGGAGAAUCUUUGCUGAGCCUACCUGGGUGAUGCAACCAUUGAUACACAUCCAAUUAAACAGACGCCAGAGCACAGGAAAAAAAGUAGUGCUGUCUUUUAGUACCAGAGUGUCUCAAACAUUUCAGACCCAAGAAAACAGACAGCAGAGAAACAGCUGGGUUAUGAUAGAGCACGAUGAGUACACAAGGGAUGCUCAGACUUUAGUAGAAGGUUCAGAUACUCAGCUCAGCUGCAAUGUGAAAGCAUCAGAAAGUCCUUCCAUUACGUGGAUGCUUCCAGAUGGGACUAAACUGAAGGCUCCAUUCAAAAUGGAAGACAGCAGGUAUUCUGUCCUCAGCAGUGGUCAGUUAGUCAUCAGAUCAGUGGCCUAUGCUGACUCAGGUGUGUACCACUGUGUUGCUCAGGUGAGAAAUGAUGUAGACACAAUGUCUUACAGAGUUCAGGUGCAUCCUCCAGUCAUUCAGCCACCCGACUCUGAGACAACAAAAGUUGAAAAAAAUGUUGGGGAUUCCAUCCUUUUGCCUUGUAAUGCAGUUGCAAUACCAGAUGCACACCUAAGCUGGAUACUCCCAAACAGCCAUAUUCUUCAUGAUUUAUCCAACUCAUCCAAUGGAUACCUGUUACACAACGGCACACUGCUAAUUCCACACAGCCAUGUGAGGGACAGUGGCUACUACAGGUGUGUGGCUAUCAAUCAACAAGGAUCAGACCAGUUCUCUGUUAAAGUAACAGUCAAUAAAAUGAUAUCUGACAGAUCAUCCAAAAGGGCAAAAUUUAAAAAGCACCCUGGUUCAAGGAUCUCUAUAAAAGCAAGGGAGCAGACCAUAGAAGAUGAUGAGGGAUCUGGUGAUGAAGAAUCUGAUUAUACUCCAAUCAAAAGACUCCAUCUGAAGGAACAUGAGGUAUCCCUUAAACAAAAGAAUGACCAUGUUAUUCCUGCCCAAAUUAAAAAGAAUAAAAAAGGAAAGCGCAAAAUGAAAUUGUGGAAAGGCAUGGAUAGGACUGAAGAGAUCAAUGUUGCAGAGGGCCGUAGGGUAUUUGAAUCUCGAAGGAGAAUAAAUAUGGCAAACAAACAAAUUAAUCCACAACAUUGGGCCAACAUUUUGGCAAAAGUCCGUGGGAAAAAUCUUUCUAGAACAACAGCAGCAACAGAUCCUUCUUUAAGAACAACGUCAGAGACUCCAUUUACACAUCAGACCUCAAGAGUACCUCCUCCUCCCAUUGCCAGCCCACCACUAAAUACUGCUGAGGAAGUCAGUGAAGAUGAGUCUUCUGCAGAUAUGUCACAUCUGAGUGAGGUAGAGCUAUUCUCGGUCACCUUUCCCCCCAUUAUUAAUGCUCAUGAUAACCAUCAAGAAGAAACACAUUAUCCAGCCAUGAGUACCAUAUAUUCUGUACAACAUGAGCCUUCCAGCACUGGACAAAGUCUGUACAGGAUGGAAUCAUCUAUCACAAAGGAUCAACAGAUUUCUCAAAAUGGACAGACACAGAUUUGGGACAACAGUGAAAUGAAGACAGAUCAGGAGAAAUCAGAGAAAUUGGAAAUCAUAGAUGAUUUUACCUCAAAUGAAAAAAUUAUAACCAGCUUGCCUUAUAGUCAAAGCCCUUUGGUAACAAUAGACAGUGGAGAUACAGCUACACAGUAUGCAUUCUCCUCUUUAGAUUUAUCAUCAGUACCUUCUUCCCUUACAAAAGUCCAUUUUUCUGAAAGCUCAGAAACAUAUUUCCAUCAAAAGAAAAUAAAUGAACUAGAUAACACUGCAAUCUCUGCACAGUCUCCAGUUAACAAUUAUGUUAAUUUGAAAGCCACUACUCCCUUCUUUACUUCUGCCUCUCCAAUGAUAGAACCUAUUCUUAAAGAGAGGAGUAAAAUAGAGCAUCAGCAAAUAAGAAUUUCUUCAGACCCAUUUGGGUUUUCUGAAAGUCUAAUCCUUAAAAACGCAAAUGCUCAAAAAUCAGAAUCCACUUUUACUGUAGAAAGUACCACCGAUCCAUUUAAAAAGAAAGAAUGGAGAAUGGCUACCAUUGCUACUGACAAGGUGACCACUGUCUCCAUGAUUACAGCAUCUGAAAGAAAAAUGACAGUUUCUGAGCCACAGGUUAUUCAGCAUCCCCGCAGGCGAACAUAUGGGAGAAAGAGACUUAGACCAAAUAGGUUCAGAAGACCAAAGCUUAUCCUCCCUACUGCCAUUACUGUCAAGGAAAUACCUUUUAUUCAAAAAAUACCUAAAAUAGAAGCUGUAACACAAAAUGCACAACAUUCAACUUUUAGGGACUAUCAGAAACCUGAUGGUGAAACACAACAAGCAAAUGAAUAUGAACCUUUGGAAGUCAGUUCUUCAUUAACUACAACUAUUACUUCUUUACAAAGGUCCACCAAAGCCCAAGACAUUGAAGCGCCUUCAGUUCAUCAACGUUUUGCUUCACUUCCUAAAAUACCUGCAACUCUUUCUAAUGGUGUCAAGGACCCUAAAAGUCACCUCAUGGUAACAACACAGGAUCCACCAACUACAAUGGCUAUGAAAGAAUUUUAUUUAUCUCAUCACUCAGAACAGGUGCUCAUGACACCUACAGAAAAUGAAUUAAUCAAAGUUUUGGCAGGUGAUACCAUUAGACAAAAUAAUGAAAUCACAAAGACACAUAGAACAAGAACUUCAGUACCUAUACUGAGUUUUACUAGCUCUUUGUCACCUUCUGACUUGAAUCACUCAAAGAUUCCAGAAUUUGCUGAAGAGUCUCUUCCUUUUGGCUCAUCAGAGAAUGUACUUAACCCAAGAGUAGUCCUGUCAAGACCUCCUACUGUACAAUACAUGACUACGAUUAAGAGCACAGAGGAGGACCUUAAGACUCCUCCAAAUGCAGAUAAAGUGCAUAAUGUUUCAGAAACUCCACCAGUGACUACAUUUGCAACAUCUUCCCAUCAGAAGGAAACAAUGACUUUGGCUCAUAUUAUGGAUGAUCACCUUUUCACACCUACUGAAAUGAAAGAAACCAUAAAUCCUUGGCAAAGCACAACAUCCAUACUCCCAUCUUCAAAGGAAAGUAUUACUCAGUUACAUGAUCAUCAUGAUAAAACUGCUGUAUACAGAAAUGAAAAAGGCUAUCCUCCUGUUUUACCAGUUGCAUCUUUACCUUUAGCCACUACUCUUCAUCCAUUAAUCCAGAGCACUCUUACUUUCUCUGAUCAUUCUUCUAGAAACAAAAAUUACACAUAUAGCCAACCAGCCAUCCCAGACAACAAAGGAUCUACUGCUGACAAUAUUAAAGCCAAACUUAGCUCAAGACAGAAUGAACUUUCCACUUUCCAUUCAAGCCACAACAGAAUCACUACACAACAAAAGCAAGGGCAAUUGAAAGAACCAUAUGGUAGUAGAUCAUACAACAGUCUCAGUCCAAAUAUUCUUAGACAACCAAUUGGAAUGAUACCCAUUUUUAGCCAGCCACCUGUUUAUGUACCUCCAAAACACAUUCCUGCAAGGGGAACCAUGAAAACUCCGUAUCUCAUGGUACCAGGCCUAUUUCACCAUUUUGUGACACAGCAAGUCCCUCUUCGCUACACCAAUAAACCUGAGAUUACAGCAUAUGCAGCACAAACCACACAGGACAGAAAAAACUCUUCAUAUGCAGAGACAUUCCCCACCACAACACCUGCACAGUUAUACAGACCUAAGGUGCAUACUUCAAGCAGAAAUGGCAACCAGGGUGAAAGCCGAUACACUAGUUACUCCAGGGUUUUUGCCAAUAACUACCUUCCUGAAAUCAAAGAUAAGCCUGGAAGAACAAUAAAUCAAGCUGUGCCACACUUUUCAAAUUCCAGAAUGCCAUUCCUGAUUAACAGAACCAGGGUGUUCCAACACUUAGGAGUAAAUUCUAAACUAGCUGUUCCUAAUGUGCGUGCCCCAGUGAGCACCACUGAAAAGAAAUUUCUCCCACCACCCAGUACUAUAACACAGAGUACUCUUCUAAAAGCCACAGCAAUGCCAGAACCUCCCAUUUCAUUGGUCACUGUGCCACCAACUGCAGUUGCCACACCUACAUUUCUCACUCCAAGCACUAGAUCUCAGACAACUUCAAGCACAUCAUCUUCCAGAAACUUUCAUCAUCAUCAUCCAAAUGUCUUGUUUGUGCCUAAACUGGGAGGAGUUAGACCACUGAAUUCCAGCAUCAUGCAGUCUUCCACACUAUUCAGGACACAAGGUGAAAAGCCUAAGAUAACCAAAAAGUCAAACAGUUUAUCCAUCCUUGCUGAAUCAGAUGCCAUCAUCCCAUGUGAUGCCGUAGGAGAACCCAAGCCAUUCCUUUCCUGGACGAAAAUCUCCACAGGAGCACUGAUGACAGCCAAUACAAGGAUACAACGCUUUGAAGUCCUGAAAAAUGGUACAUUCAUUAUCCGCAAUGUUCAGCUUCAAGACCGUGGACAGUAUUUGUGCACUGCUCAGAACCCGCACGGUACUGAUAAAAUGAUUGUCUUACUGACUGUCUUAGCCCAGCAGCCCAAAAUGCUGGGUCCACGCUUCAGAGACGUGACUGUUUAUUUUGGAGAAAAAGUGACCAUGGAUUGCCAAGCCAAUGGUAUCCCAAACCCACACAUUUCUUGGAUUUUUCCAGACAGGAAAAUACUACAGACUGUGAGCACCACUGAGGGAAGAGUGAUGCUGUAUGAAAACCGAACCUUGUCGCUCAAGGAUACCAGCUUCUCAGACCGGGGAGUUUACAAGUGCAUAGCCAGCAAUGCUGCAGGAGCUGACAGUAUUGCUGUAAGACUUCAUGUAGCUGCUUUGCCACCUAUUAUCCAGCAGGAGAAAGUGGAAAAUAUUUCCCUCAGUGUGGGGCAGAAUAUUAACAUUCAUUGUAGUGCCAAAGCAGCUCCUUUGCCUGGCAUCCGUUGGGUGCUUUUUGAUGGAACACAGAUCCGAACUUCCCAAUUUGUCCAUGGCAAUCUGUUUGUUUUUCCAAACGGAACCCUUUAUAUACGCAACGUCUCGCCCAAAGACAGUGGGAGCUAUGAAUGCAUUGCAGCCAAUAUGGUAGGUGCUGCCAGGAGGACUGUAUGGCUGCAUGUGAAAAAGCAGUCUACAAAUGCCAAGAUCACUGGGAGCUCUCCACAGAGAACAGAUGUGACAUAUGGCAGUGCUCUGCGGCUAGUCUGCAGUGCAUCUGGAGACCCCUGGCCACGAAUACUCUGGAGGCUUCCUUCGAAAAGGAUGGUGGAUUCUCUGCAUAGUUUGGACAGCAGAAUCAAGGUAUUUGGAAAUGGAACUUUGGUUGUCCAUUCUGUCACUGACAAAGAUGCAGGAGACUAUUUGUGUGUGGCUCGCAAUAAGAUUGGUGAUGACUAUGUAGUUCUCAAAGUAAACGUGAUGAUGAAACCUGCCAAAAUAGAGCACAAGAAUGAAAAUAAUCACAAAGUGAUCUAUGGAGGAGACCUGAAAGUUGACUGUGUGGCCACAGGCCUACCAAACCCUGAGAUCUCCUGGAGUCUUCCAGAUGGCAGCAUGAUCAACACCUUCAUGCAAUCAGAUGACAGUGGAAGCCGAACAAAGAGAUAUGUGGUGUUCAACAAUGGGACACUUUACUUCAAUGAUGUAGGGCUGAGAGAAGAAGGGGACUACACCUGUUAUGCUGAGAACCAGAUAGGUAAAGAUGAGAUGAAAGUGCGAGUCAAAGUCGUGGCUGAGCCUGCCAUAAUCAGGAAUAAAACCUACACAGUGCUCAAUAUACCUUAUGGGGAUGUGGUAUCUGUAGGAUGUGAAGCCAAAGGGGAGCCCACGCCAAAAGUGAUCUGGUUGUCUCCAAGCAACAGACCUAUCCCACUUCUCUCAGAUAAAUAUCAGGUGUACAGAGAUGGGACACUUCUCAUACAGAAAGCCCAAAGAUCUGACAGUGGCAACUAUACAUGUGUGGCCCGGAACAGUGCUGGAGAAGAUCGGAAAGUUGUCUGGGUCCAUGUUAAUGUUCAGCCCCCCAGAAUCAAUGGGCAUCUCAGCACAAUCACUUCAAUGAGAGAAAUGGCUCUGAGAGACAGCCGGAAACUAAUUGACUGUAAAGCGGAAGGUAUCCCAUCUCCACGGGUCAUGUGGGCUUUCCCAGAAGGAGUCAUCUUGCCUGCCCCCUAUUAUGGGAACAGAAUCACUGUGCACCGCAAUGGCACACUGGAUAUCCGUGGUGUGAGACAGACAGAUUCAGUGCAGCUAGUGUGCAUUGGCAGGAAUGAAGGGGGAGAAGCCAGGCUGAUUGUGCAGCUUCAGGUCAUGGACCAUGUAGAGAAACCCACCUUCAAGGAUCCUACCAUGGAAAGGAUCACUGCUGCCGCAGGUCACAGCAUCAACCUGAACUGCUCAGUCCAAGGGAACCCUCAGCCUAGCACAGCCUGGAUCCUUCCCAAUGGCACUGAACUGCAGAAGGGCAGCCAUUUACAGAGAUUUUACCACAAAAGGGAUGGCAUCCUGCACAUCAGUGCCCUGUCUGCAGCAGAUGCUGGGACUUACCGCUGCACAGCUCAGAACUCUUGGGGCUAUGUUGAGAGGGUGGUCUUCCUCAAAGUGGGUCUGAAACCAGAAAUCAGCAAUCAAUAUAACAACCUGGUGAGCAUUAUUAAUGGGGAGACCCUGCAGCUUCAUUGUAUUACUCAACCCAGUCAGCAGGCUCGCAUCACCUGGACUCUGCCCAAUGGAAUGGUGUUGGACAGUCCCCAGACUCUUGGUAGGUUCUCCCUGUCAGAGAAUGGCUCUCUUACCGUGCGUGAGGCAUCUGUCUUUGACCGAGGGACUUACCUGUGCAAGGUGGUGACUGAAUAUGGCUCUUCCCUGAUGAACGUUCCAGUGAUUGUGAUAGCCUACCCACCCAGGAUCACAAGUGAACCAACCCCUGUCAUUUAUGCAAGGCCAGGCAACACUGUGAAACUGAACUGUAUGGCCAUUGGGAUCCCUAAAGCAGAAAUAACAUGGGAAAUCCCAGACAAAUCACAUCUGACAACAGGAGCUCAGUCCCGUUUGUAUGGAAACAAAUUCCUUCACCCUCAGGGCUCAUUAAUCAUUCAGCAGGCUACACAAAGAGAUGCAGGCUUCUACAAAUGCAUUGCUAAAAAUAUACUAGGCAGUGAUUCAAAAGCAACCUACAUACACAUAUUCUGAAGUUCAAACAAUCUCCUUUGAAUACACACAAUUAUCUAAAGCCCCUGCCAAGUGAGCACAGCUAGGAAAAUACAGUUGCUAAAUAAAACCAAUUGCACCAAGGAGAUAGUAGAUCAGUUGUGCCAAAAAUGAAGGGAGCACAGAGUUUUACCUUCAUGAAAUACCAAAAUACUAUUCAGGUAAUACAUAUGGAGAGACCUUUCAACUAUCACUGUCAUGGAAUAGGUUAUCUUGCCCAUUUUCCUUAGAACCUGAGAUUGGAAUUUGUGGAAGGAGGCAGGAGCACAAUAUUUCAGGACAACUUUGUGAAGCUUUAAUAUUUUCACAUCUUGUUUCUGAAACUUGAUCUUGUGGGUUGCAUGUGUAAACAAAACAAUCCAAACUAGCCAAAAUUAAACCACUGAUAACUGACCCAAAUAGUCCUUAACUAUGGUAGGAUUGUGCCCCAUCACCUUAAAGUCAUUCUCCUAUGGCAUCUCCAUGAUACAAUAGCAGCACAUGGUGAGUUUCUUAGCCCACAUUCUGUAUCAUUGGGUGCCACAAAUAGCUGUGCUAGAACUCAAAAUUUCCAAGUCUGAGGAACCUGUAGUUUUCCAGAUACAAAUAAACUUCUUCUCCAAUCAUGUCUCACUAUUGUAUAGGCUACAAUAUUUUGUGGUAAUUGGAGUCCAACAAUGUCUAGAGAGCCAUGGGUUUUUCAGCUUAUACUAUGGGAUAAAUUAUUAGGGAGAUCAGGGAAACUUUAUUUAAUAACAAUAGCAAACCCAUAGGCUAUAUCUAGCCAGUUCACAAAUUCAAAUCCUGGAUUGGCAAAUUAAUUCUUGCACAUCUUGUACUAUCUAAGACGUCUAUGGCUUCCACAGUUGAAAUGUUAGCGGGAAAAGGAAGAGGCAAAUUAGAAUAUAAAUUUGCAUACGUAUUUGUUUGUAAGCAAAUCCAGAGAAGAUCAUUUGUCAUUUCUCCUUGCCCCAGUCCAUUUUGGUGAUGUAUUCAAAGGUGGAAUACUCAAACCACAGAUGUUGUUGUUGUGUGCUUUCAAGUUAUUUCUGACUUAUGAUGACCGCAAGGC